Ctenopharyngodon idella (grass carp) is the source of this 2334-nucleotide messenger RNA. RefSeq names its product glucosidase, beta, acid 3 (gene gba3). Gene Ontology annotation, biological process: carbohydrate metabolic process. NCBI's taxonomy places the organism in Eukaryota, Metazoa, Chordata, Actinopteri, Cypriniformes, Xenocyprididae. The coding region runs from base 138 to 1583 and encodes 481 amino acids. The transcript is spliced from 5 exons. The record is from RefSeq and is a predicted model, not a curated record. Gene Ontology annotation, molecular function: hydrolase activity, hydrolyzing O-glycosyl compounds.
GUUCACCGCUGACUUUAAGCGGCGCUACUAUCGAAACUAAAGCAAAGCAUAUGCGGGCUUUGGUCAAUAGCAAGUGUUUUUACUCCCUUUAAUAGCGCGAUACCUUUGUCUAGUUUCCCUUCAUCAUUGGCUUAAACAUGUCUUUACUGGAUGUCACCGUAUUUCCAAAAGACUUUGCGUGGGGAGCUGCGACUGCUGCUUAUCAAAUAGAAGGAGGCUGGAAUAUGGAUGGUAGAGGCCCCAGCAUAUGGGACACAUUCUGCCACGCCAAAGGACGGGUGUUUGAAGACCAUACUGGAGAUGUAGCCUGUAACAGCUAUCAGCUCUGGAAAGAGGACCUGAAAUGUAUCCAACAGCUUGGUCUCACUCAUUACCGUCUGUCCAUAUCCUGGUCACGGCUCCUUCCCGAUGGAACCACAAAUCAUGUGAAUCCAAAAGGUGUGGCAUAUUAUAACAAAGUGAUUGACGACUUGAUUUCUUGUAAUGUGACGCCCAUGAUCACAUUGUACCACAUGGACUUACCUCAAGCCUUACAGGAUCUUGGCGGAUGGAACUCAACAGAUAUUGCAGACAUCUUUGAAAGUUAUGCCAGGUUUUGCUUUAAGACCUUUGGGGACAGAGUAAAGCUCUGGAUCACACUGAAUGAGCCCUAUGUUUGUGCCAAGUUGGGCCAUGAGGAUGGCAAAUUUGCCCCUGGGAUCAAAGAUCCAGGAAUAUCAGUCUACUUGGCUGGGCAUAACAUGCUGCGUGCCCACACCAAAGCCUGGCAUACUUAUAAUGAUCAUUUCAGGUCUUUACAAGGAGGGCAAGUGUCUCUUGCUCUGAACAGUGACUGGGCAGAGCCGUUGGACCCGGGCUGUCCUAAAGAUGCUGCAGCCACUGAGCGCUACAAGGCUUUCACUCUAGGCUGGUUUGCCUGGCCUGUGUUUUGCACAGGAGAUUACCCAGAGUCCAUGAGGUUCAGGAUUGAGACUAGGAGCUUGGAUCUGGGAUACAAGCAGGGCUUACGGCUACCACACUUCUCAAAGGAAGAGCCCACUCCUCUGGGCACAGCGGAUUUCUUUGCACUGAACUAUUACACGUCUCGGAAAGUAAAAGAUCUAAGUAGUGCUAGUAAGAACAACGAGCUCAGUUUUGUAGGGGAUCAGGGGGCAGAGCGGGUUGUUGACCCAUCAUGGCCCAUAUGUGGGGUUCAAUGGUUGGCUGUUGUUCCUGACGGAUUGCGGAAAUUGCUAAAAUAUAUAAAGGACACCUAUACCAGUCUGCCCAUCUAUAUCACAGAAAAUGGCUUUUCACAGAUGGGCCCGGUUCAGAUAGAAGAUGCCAACCGCUCUCAGUUCUAUCAGGACACUCUGCAGGAAGUUGGCAAAGCUAUCAGUCAAGAUGGAGUGAAUGUAAAGGGAUAUUUUGCCUGGUCACUGCUGGAUAACUUUGAGUGGAAUGAUGGCUUCAGUGUGCGCUUCGGCUUGUUUCAUGUGGAUUUCUCUACACCUGAACUGAAGCGCACCAUUUACCGCUCAGGUAGAGAGUAUGCUGCUGUCAUAUCCAAACAUCACUCUCAGACCAAACCGAAGAGCGUUUAACAACAUUACUAAGAAACAAAAUCAACAUUAUGUUAAACAUGAAGAAAUGACAUCAGGAAAUGUCUAAUGAAAAUGAUUUGCUUUAGCUGAGAGUUCUUAAACAUUUAGUAUGACGCAAGAGAAUCAAGGCUUCAGUUCUAGUGUUUUGUUGAUAUAUGCUGCCUCUGUGUGGUCCAAAAUGGUAUUAAAUUUGGAACAGCAUUUUGUGCUGAUAUAUUGGCUGGAAUUGCUUUAUGCCAGAUCUACAGGCAUUACACAGUCCUAAUAGUGUAAAAUGAGAAUGUGUAUGAGAUAUUAAUGUAACAGUUUGUAGUGAUUUUUAUAUGCAAACUGAAGUGUCGUUAACUGGAUUGCACAUGUAAUUACUAUUGGAAAUGAGGUUAUGCUGAACCUAACCGCAGCCCUAAACUCCCAAGGGAGUAAAUGACUUUAAAAAUUAGGGUUCUGUUCUAAUUAUUCACCCAGGAACAGCCAUUAUUGCAUACUGUAAAUUAAUAAAAUUCAAAUUCGACAUUCGAAUUAUUACCUUAUAGAAUGUUUGAGUGGUAUUUUUUUUUUUUUUAAUCAAACUGUAUUGUUCAAAUUACUUGAAUCAGAGCACAAGUGUAUUAAGCAACAAUGGAAGUGAUUUUUAAUCCAGUCAGGCUGCCAAAUACAUUUUUUAUACAGGUUUCUUGACUCUAAAUUAGUGUAUUUAAUUGUAACAUUCAAUCACCUCCGCUGAUGGACAAUAAUAAAGGUGUCAAAUUAA